GGAUCACGAAAAGAUUGGUCAUGUAAUUACAGGUAAAUUAGAACGGCGACUAACGGCGUGCCGGCAAAGAAGAAAUUAUGAAAGAGUUAGUGGGUCCCACUUUCCUGCUGUGAAGUUUCUCUCUGUCUGCAGUUAAUCGGUCACCAUUCUCAGAUCUUCACAUGCUCCUUCUUUUCUUCUUCCGAUUCAGCUCAGCCACUCUUCGCCGGCAGGAUCCGACCCGAUAACAGUCAAGCUUCCUCGACCGGACUUGAGCUUCGCUUGAUCCGAAUUCAGAUCAUCAAUUUCAGGGACUAGGCAGUUGGAGAGUGAGAAAAACUAAAAAUGCUGCGUAUACCGGCUACAAUUGAGGAACAGUUGGUACUUAAAGCAAUUAGAGAAGAAUGUCCCUGGGAGAAUCUUCCGAAGCGGCUUCAGUCCACAUUAAAUUCCAAAGAAGAUUGGCACAAAAGGAUAAUUGAACAUUGCAUUAAAAAGAGACUCAUGUGGAAUACUUGCUUUGCUCGUAAAGUGUGUAAAGAAGCUGAAUACUAUGAAGAAAUGUUGCGGUAUCUCCGAAGGAACUUGGCGCUUUUUCCAUAUCAUCUAGCGGAGUAUGUUUGCCGUGUCAUGAGGGUGACUCCUUUCAGAUACUACUGCGACAUGAUUUUUGAAGUCAUGAAAAACGAGCAACCCUAUGAUAGCAUCCCAAAUUUUAGUGCUGCAGAUGCCUUACGGCUUACUGGAAUUGGAAGAAAUGAAUUUAUUGACAUCAUGAACAAGUGCAGAUCUAAGAAAAUUAUGUGGAAGCUUAAUAAAUCAAUAGCGAAAGAACUAUUGCCUACACAACCAGUGGACUUUGUUAUUGAGCCAUGGUGGGGAGUUUGUCUUGUCAACUUUACGCUAGAAGAAUUCAAGAAACUGACUGAAGAAGAAACAGCAACAAUAGAUAAAAUCUGCAAGGAAGAAGCAAACUCUUUCAUUCUUUUCAAUCCUGAAAUUAUAAAGGCUCUUCAUCUGCGAGGACUAGUCUAUUUUGAUGUUCCUGUCUAUCCUGAUGAUCGUUUUAAAGUUUCAAGGCUUGAAGGAUUUGUUUCUAACCGAGAGCAGUCCUAUGAAGAUCCAAUUGAGGAGUUGCUGUAUGCUGUUUUUGUGGUUUCAAGUGAGAAUUCAACUGUUGCUGAAUUAGCUGCAACACUACAGGCUGAUCUUUCUCAACUUCAAGCAGCUGCAUCUUUUGCUUGCAGAUUGGGAUGGGCUGUCAAAUUAAUAGACCCUGCAUCUAUUCUGCAAGAACCUAAUGUCCCAGGGUCACCUAAGAGCCUUCUGAGUGACGAGGAAGAUGGUUCUCAUGCCAGCUUGGGCUCUGCAAACGUGUCUGCUGAUGGCAGUGCUUUUCAGCAAGUAGAAAUUCCAUGGACAGAAAAUAAUAGCAGGAGUUCUGGUUAUGCUCGUGUUGCUUUUCUUGUUGAUGCUAAUAUAACUUCUUAUCUUAUGAUGGGAUCUGUAUCACCAGGUCUAAAAUCUCAUGCUGUGACUUUGUAUGAAGCGGGAAAACUAGGUCAUGCUAGUAUUGCAGAUCUCUGUAAAGAUUUGGGCACACUUGAGGGGGCCAAAUUUGAAGGUGAACUGCAAGAGUUUGCCAAUCAUGCGUUUAGUCUUCGGUGCAUCCUGGAAUGUCUCACAUCAGGUGGGGUUCCAGCUGAAGAAAUAGAAAAGACUGGCAUUAUGUCUUCAAGAAGUGAGGAUGCUAAUUCAAUGUCAAAGGAUAUUUCAUUUUCUGAAAAAUCAGGAGAUGCCCCUAAAGAUAUAUCUGAGCUAAAUAAUGAAGAUUUGCUAAAUUCUGAAACACCCAAAUUGUCUAAGGAUGAAAAAAAUCUAUCAGGAAAAAAAUCUGAAGAAACAGAUCAAUCAGACUGGGAGUUAAAACAGGAGAUCAGUUCUGAGACUGAUGAAAAAGCAUCUGCUGACAACUUAGACGCUGAUAAAGAAGUAAGGAAGCAGAUAAAAUACCGUGUGGAUAUACUCCGCUGUGAAAGCUUGGCUGCUCUCUCACCGGCUACUUUAGAUCGUCUGUUUAUGCGUGACUAUGACAUUGUUGUAUCCAUGGUUCCCCUCCCCCCUUCUUCAGUUUUGCCAGGACCAAAAGGCCCUGUUCAUUUUGGACCUCCCUCCCAUUCUUCUAUGACACCCUGGAUGAAAUUGGUGCUAUAUUCUGCUACAGCUUUUGGACCUCUAUCAGUUGUUCUGAUGAAAGGUCACUUGUUAAGAAUGCUUCCUGCCCCAUUAGCUGGCUGUGAGAAAGCACUUCUAUGGUCAUGGGAUGGAUCUUCCGUUGGAGGUUUGGGGGGGAAGCCUGAAGGGAAUUUGGUAAAAGGAAGUAUACUUUUACAUUGUAUAAACUCAUUACUCAAGCAGUCUGCUGUCCUUGUGCUUCCCCUCAGCAGAUUUGAUCUUGAUGAGGCUGGAAAAACUGUUACAUUGGAUAUUCCCCUGCCCUUGAAGAACUCUGACGGUUCAACAGCUCAAGUAGGGGAGGAACUAGGACUGUCCGCAAAAGAAACUUUCAAUCUGAAUUCGCUAUUAGCUAGUCUGUCUAACAAGCUUAAUUUUUGGACUAUUGGUUUUAUUCGCCUGUUAAGACUUUACAAAGAUAGAGUCCAAGAAAAUAUCGGACCUGAUGAUGAUACGUAUGAAUGGGUUCCACUAAGUGUAGAAUUCGGUAUUCCACUGUUUAGUCCAAAAUUGUGCAAUCAUAUAUGUAAGAGAUUAGUUUCCUCACAACUACUCCAAACAGAUUUAUUUGGAGAGCACCAUGAUGCAAUGCAAGAGUUAAGAAAGAAAUUGCGAGAUGUUUGUGCCGAGUAUCAGGCCACAGGUCCAACAGCGAAGUUCCUUUACCAGAAAGAACAGCCAAAGGAAUCACCCCGGUAUUUUAUGAACUAUGCGAGUGGAAGGUGGAACCCCAACGUUGAUCCUUCUUCUCCUAUUUCUGGUGUCUCUAGCGAACACCACAGACUAAAACUUGCUCAUCGACAGCGAUCUCGAACAGAAGUUCUGAGUUUUGAUGGCAAUAUUCUAAGAUCAUAUGCUCUGACUCCUGUUUACGAGGCUGCCACGAGGCCAAUUGAAGAAUCUCCCUCAGUAACUACUGCUAAGGUUGAAAAAGAUGAUGCUGAGAAUAAAGAGGAGAUAUAUCCUGGUGUAAACCUUCUAUUUGAUGGAUCUGAGCUGCGCCCAUUCGAGAUAGGUGCUUGUUUGCAGGCUCGUCAACCUGUGUCUUUAAUUGCAGAAGCGUCUGCAACAUCUGCUAUUUUUUCAGUCCAAUAGUGUUCAGGGAUAUAGUCAAUGUUCAUGUAAGAAAAAAGUGCUCUAAUGACCAAUUUCCCAGAGUAUCACUGGCUACCGGACGUGCUUUGCUGCUGCUGGUUCGUUGGGUAGAUUGUCUGUCCUUGCAAUUUAUUUGAUCGCAACAUGGGAAGUUAUUGAGGUGGUGUUUUCUAUUUGCAAGAAUUGAUCAAUGCAGGUAUUAAGCUGAGGAAUUCUAUUAUUUUGUAGAAGAGAAAACCAUGUGUAUUCAUAGAUGUAGCUAUGCUCACAAACUAGUCAAACAACACAGCCUUGGAUUCCAAUCUUGCACAGAAUAUAUGAAUGGAAUGAGAGAUGAAAAAAAUCAGAUGUUUGUAUUCUGUAAUAUGAAAUUAAGGCUUUGGCAUAAUGAGGAACUAGACGAAGAUGUUGCUGACGUGCCGCAUUUAUUUCCACCGUGUAUCUAUUCUACUGCUAUCUGAACAUCUCAUCAGCUGAGUAUUGGUGUUUAAGGCUCCAUUUUAAUUCGGAGCUUGGAGAACUACGUUUUGAAUAUUUGAUUGGUGUAAUUGAGAAAAGAAGUUGAACGUUCAAAGAUUGUCAAAAAGGAGUUGUGAAACACUUUAGCUUUUUGCCUUUUGGUUUGUUUUAUGGAAACAAAAACAAUGUGUAUAUGGUUUUAGGAGCAAUUGUUGUGGUAUUUAUAUUUGUGGAAUACGAACCAAUUGUUGUCUGAAUAGCAACAUUCAUUAAUUUGCUGGACUUCUUUUUUUUU
Messenger RNA from Solanum pennellii, 4063 nucleotides. Its product is annotated as protein FAM91A1-like. Bases 325 to 3309 code for a protein of 994 amino acids. The record is from RefSeq and is a predicted model, not a curated record. The transcript has 12 exons. Lineage: Eukaryota; Viridiplantae; Streptophyta; Magnoliopsida; Solanales; Solanaceae.